CGGCGACGCCUUUCCCGCGCUGGCGACUCGGAGGAGGCCGAGAAUUGGGCUGAAAUGGCGGCGGCUGCUGCAGCGGGGGAGGAGGAAGGCGACCUCAACGAGGCCCCGGAGGUGGAGCGGGGCCCCGGCGCUGCUUACCACAUGUUCGUCAUGAUGGACGAGUUGCUGCAGAAGCUGAAGUUGCUCAACUACGAGGAAGAGGCGGCGCUGCGGAGCCACAACAUGAGGCCGCCCUCUAGGCACUACUUUGCGUUGCCCAUUAACCCUGGCGAACAGUUCUACAUGUUCUGCACUCUUGCUGCCUGGCUGAUUAAUAAAGCAGGGCAUUCUUUUGAACAACCACAAGAAUAUGAUGACCCAAAUGCAAUCAUAUCCAACAUACUCUCCGAGCUGCGGUCAUUUGGAAGAUCUGUAGAUUUUCCUCCUUCGAAGUUAAAGGCAGGCUAUGGAGAGCAAGCAUGCUAUGUUCUUGAUUGUUUAGCAGAAGAAGCUUUGCAAUUUACAUCCUUUGCCUGGAAAAGGCCCACUUAUCCAACAGAAGAGCUAGAAGAAGAAGCAAUAACAGAGGAUGAUGCUGAACUGACUCUUAAUAAAGUAGAAGAAAUAAUCACAGAAGAAGAGACAGACAAUGAGGAAAACUACAUUGAUCUGAAUGUUUUAAAGGCACAGACUUACAAAUCAGACAUGAUUGAAUCAAAGCAAGAAGAGAUUUUAGAAUCAACAGUAGAUGCAGCUGAGUGGAAUUUGGAAGUGGAACGGGUUCUUCCACAACUGAAAGUUAAAAUCAGAACUGAUAAUAAGGACUGGCGUAUCCAUGUAGAUCAAAUGCAUCAGCACCAAGAUGGAAUUGAAUCUGCUUUAAAAGAUACCAGGGGCUACCUUGACAAACUUCAUAAUGAAAUCAGCAGAACUCUGGAAAAGGUUAGCAGUCGAGAAAAGUACAUCAACAACCAGCUAGAGCAUUUGGUUCAAGAAUAUCGUUCUGCACAAGCCCUUCUGAGUGAGGCCAAAGAGAAAUACCAACAAGGAAGUGGAGGUGUGACAGAGAGGACUAGAAACUUGUCAGAGAUUACUGAAGAGUUAGAGAAGGUAAAGCAGGAAAUGGAAGAAAAGGGAAGCAGCAUGACUGAUGGUGCUCCUUUAGUAAAGAUUAAACAAGCUUUAACCAAACUGAAGCAAGAAACUAUUCAGAUGGACAUACGAAUUGGCGUAGUGGAACACACGUUGCUUCAAUCAAAGCUGAAAGAAAAAUCAAACAUGACUAGAGAUAUGCAUGCUACUAUAAUUCCAGAUUCUUCCAUUGUUGGUACCUAUUAAAUUUCCUUGUUGCUUAGUUUUUUAAUGCUAUGCAAAUCAUUUUGAGGCAUAUAUAUGUAUAUAUAGUACACUAUGUAUGUCAUUUUACAAGGCCAUUAAUUCUGUUUGAAUAAACGUAGUAGUGUUA
This is a messenger RNA of Sceloporus undulatus (fence lizard), 1444 nucleotides long. RefSeq names its product intraflagellar transport protein 57 homolog. NCBI's taxonomy places the organism in Eukaryota, Metazoa, Chordata, Lepidosauria, Squamata, Phrynosomatidae. Gene Ontology annotation, cellular component: Golgi apparatus; cilium; intraciliary transport particle B. The transcript is spliced from 11 exons. The record is from RefSeq and is a predicted model, not a curated record. The coding region runs from base 55 to 1317 and encodes 420 amino acids. Gene Ontology annotation, biological process: non-motile cilium assembly; intraciliary transport.